Messenger RNA from Ilyonectria robusta, 1188 nucleotides. Its product is annotated as FAD-linked oxidoreductase-like protein. NCBI's taxonomy places the organism in Eukaryota, Fungi, Ascomycota, Sordariomycetes, Hypocreales, Nectriaceae. The coding region runs from base 1 to 1188 and encodes 395 amino acids. Gene Ontology annotation, cellular component: mitochondrion. The transcript has 2 exons. Gene Ontology annotation, molecular function: proline dehydrogenase activity; FAD binding. The record is from RefSeq and is a predicted model, not a curated record.
AUGUCAAAACCCUGGCUACUUCGACCUUCUUUAGCCAUCAUGGAGCUCGUCGUCAACUCAAAGUCUGCGCUCCUGAAUGCGGACAAGAACCCUGCUCUGAAUCGGUUGCUACGGUGGGCCGUCUACAACCAUUUCUGCGCGGGCACAAAUUCCAAAGAGAGCUUAGACGCAGUGAAGAAUACAAAGAAGCUAGGGUACCACGGUGUUAUUCUCGGAUAUGCUAGGGAGGUUGUGCUGGAUCCAGUGGAGGCACUCCACCACACCCCCUCCGAAGGCGCCAAGUAUGGACAAAAGCACUAUGAGGUGGUCGAUGAGUGGAAAAUGGGAAACGUGGAGACUUUGGACAUGCUUGAUGCUGGCGACUUCCUGGCAGUGAAACUGACUGGUGCUGGUCAAAUCGCUCUGGAUGCUCUGCAAGAUAAGCAACCAAUGCCCGAGUAUCUCGAGAAAGCUGUGGAUGAGAUUUGCGGGGAGGCGAGAAAAAGAGGUUGCCGACUGUGGUUCGACGCUGAGCAACAGGCCCUGCAGCCUACACUUGAUGAGUGGGCAAUUGCAACAAUGCGGAAACAUAACCGAGGAGGCAAAGAUUUGAUGUACAACACGAUCCAGGGUUAUCUCAAAGGAUCCAGAGCCAACGCUGAGCGACACUUAACACUAGCAGCCCAAGAAGGAUUUACCGUGGCUGUCAAGCUUGUUCGAGGAGCUUACAUCGAAAACGAAAUCCGGUCUCUGAUCCACGACACAAAGGAGGACACCGAUCGAUGUUACGAUGACAUCGCUGACAUGUUCAUCUCUCGGAGGAUGCCGGAAGCGGCGAAACACCUUGAUUUCCCUAGUGCUACCCUAUUUUUGGGCACCCACAACGCUGCGAGUGCAGAAAAGGCCAUUCAAACUCACAAGCAGAGGGUGCUGGCUGGUCUCCCUCUAACACCUCUAGAGUGCGGUCAAAUCUUGGGAAUGGCGGAUGAGCUCAGUUGCAAGCUGCUUCAGGAUCACGAGAAGGAUGCUGCUGAUUCUAGGAUUGGAGGGAAAUCACCCCGAAUACUGAAGGCCUUCAUUUGGGGCUCGGUUGGAGAGUGUAUGGGAUAUCUGUAUCGCCGGACGGUGGAGAAUCGUGGGGCUGUAGAGCGAACUCAGCACAUGGCGGAGGCAAUGCGGAAAGAAGUGCGCCGCAGAAUUUUCGGGUAG